AAAAAAAAAAAAAAAAAAAUUCCUUUUUUGUUAUUUUUGUGUGGUAGCAGUCGCCGGAGCUGUGGUUUUCUGUCUCCCCCGAUCUGAGCUUCUCUCUCUCUACCCCUCUCAAACACAGAAUAGCCUCAUUCUCAAGCUACUGGUUUGAUCUCUUCCACCAUUCUCUCUUUCUGUAUCUGUUUCUCUAUGUAUCCACUUAUCUUCAUCGUUAUUCUCGAUGUUCUCUGUCAUUAUACAUAGCUAAUAACUUCAAUUGGCUACUCCUUUUUUUUAAAUUUGAUUAAGAUUUGGUAGAAGAUCAAGGAAUUGCUACUUUGUAGAUUGGGCUUUGAAGCUUUUUAUAUGUCAGAUAGUCUCAUUGUGUAUUUGGUGAAAUAUAGAUUGAGCUUAGAAGCUUUUGUGCAGUCUGUGUAGAAUGAUGUUUUUUAAGCAACGGAACGAAGUUUAGGAUUUGGUGGCGCUCAGUUGACCGGCGAUCUCUAGCGUUUUGUAUGUUCAUGUGAUAUAGCCCGGGCUUGAGGCUCGGGAUCCGAACCAUGGCGGCAGAAAGCGAGCAACAGGCUUGGAUCGAAGAGGAACCUAAUCCUAGCUCUAACUAUUAUCUGCAGAAGUUUAGGCUCUAUGAGACUCGCUCGAAGUUUUAUAUGAUUGGAUGGAACAAGAACAGAACCAUUUGGAGAGUAUUGAAGAUUGACAGGUCUGAGCCUUCAGAACUAGAUAUUAUUGAGGAUUCAACGACAUAUUCAGAAAGAGAUUGCUUUGACCUGAUGAAAAGAAUACAUGAAGGCAACAAGUCUACCGGUGGCCUUAAAUUUGUCACCACUUGUUAUGGAAUCGCUGGAUUUAUAAAGUUUUUGGGACCAUAUUACGUGCUGCUUAUAACAAAAAGAAGGAAGAUCGGUGUAAUCUGUGGUCAUUCAGUAUAUGCCAUUACCAAGAGCGAGAUGAUUCCAAUUCCCAAUUCUACUGUGCGAUCCAAUAUGGCUAUUUCUAAGAAUGAGAACAGAUACAAGAAGCUCCUAUGGACAGUGGACCUUACAAAGGACUUCUUUUUCAGCUACUCCUACCAUGUCAUGCAUAGUCUUCAAAAGAACUUAUGUGAUCCUGGGACAGGUCAAUCUCUUUAUGAAACAAUGUUUGUUUGGAAUGAGUUCUUAACUCGCGGAAUCCGCAAUCACCUCAACAAUAGUAUGUGGACAGUUGCAUUGGUUUAUGGCUUCUUUAAACAGGUGAGACUUUCGAUAUCUGGAAGGGACUUCAAGUUGACCCUCAUUGCUAGGCGGUCCCGUCAUUAUGCUGGAACCAGGUAUUUGAAACGAGGUGUGAAUGAGAAAGGUCGUGUUGCCAAUGAUGUUGAGACAGAACAGAUUGUUUUUGAAGACCUUCCCGACGGUUGCCCAAUGCAAAUAUGUUCUGUUGUGCAGAACAGGGGUUCAAUACCUCUUUUCUGGUCGCAGGAAACUUCACGAUUGAAUAUUAAACCUGACAUCAUGUUGUUGAAGAAGGACCACAAAUAUGAAGCUACUAGACUUCACUUUGAGAAUCUCGUCAAGAGAUAUGGAAAUCCAGUUAUUAUAUUAAAUCUAAUUAAGACUCGUGAAAAGAAGCCCCGAGAAUCUAUUCUCCGUGCAGAGUUUGCCAAUGCUAUUGCAUUCAUCAACAAAAAUUUAGCGAAGGACAACCGCUUAAAGUUCCUUCAUUGGGACCUAAACAAACAUUCUAGAAACAAAGGUACAAAUGCAUUGUCAACUUUAGGCAAAGUGGCUGCUAAUGCAUUGGAAUGGACUGGCUUCUUUUAUUGUCAAGUAACCCCAAACCCAAGGACGAGGGAAUUGUUCAGGUGGUCCUACCUUGAGAACAAUGAUAGUGGUGAUUCUCGGCCGAAUGAUUGUAAUGAAAACAAGGAUCUUGAUGAUGUGGAAUCAAUUUGUAGAAAUGGAGAAGAUGAUGUGAGUGGAAAUCACUCUGUCAAACCUCUGAUGCUUCAAAAAGGGGUACUACGAACCAAUUGCAUAGAUUGUCUUGAUCGGACGAAUGUUGCACAAUAUGCGUAUGGGUUGGUUGCUUUUGGCCAUCAGCUGCAUGCUCUAGGAUUUGUAGAUGUCCCAAGUAUCGAUCUGGACUCCACUUUGGCGAAGGAAUUGAUGAGGGUUUAUGAGUCGAUGGGUGACACACUUGCACUACAAUAUGGUGGAUCUGCUGCACAUAAUAAGAUAUUCUCUGAGAGAAGAGGUCAGUGGAAGGCAGCAACUCAGUCGCAGGAGUUGUUUAGAACAUUACAGCGGUAUUACAGUAAUGCCUACAUGGAUGCUGAAAAACAAGAUGCCAUUAAUGUGUUCUUGGGGCACUUUCAGCCACAACAGGGUAAGCCGGCCCUGUGGGAAUUGGAUUCAGAUCAGCAUUACAAUAUUGGAAGGCGUGAUUCUGAUUUUCCAGAUGAAAAUGCUAGGUCAUUUAUUAAAAGGUCUCUAUCAGAUGGCAACAUCCUCUGUGAAAGCGAUUCUCCUAUAGAAGUUGCAAGUGUUAAACAUAAUGAGGAUUAUAACCAGCCAUUACCUCACGACAUGCACAGUGGUAACAAGGGUCUCUCAGAGUCCACACCAGAAAUAUCGACCUAUGAAAAUGAUAUAUCUUUUUCCAGGUAUACCCCUUCAAUGUCACGUCAGAAGCUUUUCCAUGAUGUGCAUCUGGAACAAUGUCUUGACGAUGAUCACAGUUGUUUUAAAGAACAUGGGGAUGAAUUCAACUGCUCAAAUUUUCUGGACAUGGACUGGCUAUCUUCAUCUGGAAAUUCUUGUGAAGAGGAGAUGUAUGAAAGAUCUACCCUCAUGAACUCUCCCGUUGCUGGUCUAUCAUCAGAUAGCGUUCUAAAUGAACUUAAAAUGGAAUCAAGCGCUUCUGCGAGUGAGUCUGGAUCAAGCAUGAAGCAAGGGGAGCUGACUGCUACACAUGCUUAUGGUGCUGCUCGGGCUUCUGAUGUUCUAGGCGAAUUUUCUGAUAGCUUUGUGUACUGGGUAAUGCAUGGAGAGAUGCUGUUCCCUUGAAGUUCAGCGCUGGUUUUUAAUCAAAACUACUAUUCCUCACCACCAUCGAUUAAUUUAAUCAACCCAUCCGAAGGAUGUGGUUGUCCACCAGAAAAUAAAUAGCAGGAGAACAACAUUGCAGAAUGAGCAAAAUUCUUGGCAUUUUUGUGGAAGAUAAAUUCCUCUAAACAAAGGUAUUCUCAGUUUGUAUAAAGUUUUCGGCAUUUAUUCGAAGAUAAUAUCGUCCAUUUGAGAAAGAUACAGGGAUUACGAUAGGGUAAAUAGCAACAUCUAAUUCUUUUUGGAGCUCAUAGUUCCUAACUCUGGUUAUCAACUUCAAAGUUUUCCACCUUGUAAAUAUUAUGUGAAUAUUCUGAUUGUUGGAGCUUCAGUUCAGUUAUAUUUAUAGUCUUAUUUCUUACAAUUUAUACCUUGUUCAUUCUGAUGGCGAACAUAUUACUGUUCCCUAUGAAAACGUUUACUGCUGUACAUGCUAUCAAGUGCUAUUCUAAACCCACAACAUUCUUUAGUGAGCUACAUUUGCGUACGCAUUCACCGUUCAUGGUUGGCACCAAUUUGCAGGGGUUCAGAUGACCAAUUUAAUUUUGCCCUCCAGUGUGCUUGUCAAGUUGGAUUUUCUGGAUAGAGCUCUGAAGUAGCUCUAGAUAGAACAUUCAUACAAACACUGGUCACAGUAUUUGAACAGAGCAAUACUUUGGUGUCUGCUGUUGAAGAGUAGUCCGUUGCACGAGGCUUCCACUAUUGUGGAAUCUGGUGAAGGUCAGAUGCGACCAACACAUGCAGAGAGAUUGUUUCUGUUACUUUGAUGCCUGUUGCUACAGCCUUUUUUUUUUUAGGUAGAAUCAAGUUGGUUAAACAUGGACUUAAAUUCCUUUAUUAUCUCAUUGUUUUCCCCGGCUUAGAAACUUAAAGUCUGUGGUGUGUUGGUCCCUUUCAUAAUCGCUUUGCUACAAAAAUGAGCUUCUCUUCUCAAAGUUGUGUUUAGGUUUCCUUGCUCUACCCAUCUACGGCAUUGGUCCUGUUGCCGAACUCAAAUGACUGGUGGCUGCAGGCUGCGAAUCUGACGUGCCAAUUUCUGUCUCCAGCUAUUUAUUAUGCAGGUAGAUUUUUACUUAAGAUUGGUUCAAGCUGUUGAAUGCUGUAGCAGAUGUAUGUAUUGCGAUGCAAUGAAUUUCAAAGGGGUGGAACAUGACUACGUAUGCACCAUGAUAAGCUGUUUUUUUAAUUUAUUGACGAAUCGAAGUGACUGAUGAUUGAAUUUCAGUGGAGCGUUGCAGGAAGGCCACUUUGUUAUUUACAAUAUCCGCUGCUUAAUUGGAGAUGAAAAAUCUUGCUUUUUCUUCCUAA
This is a messenger RNA of Ilex paraguariensis (yerba mate), 4391 nucleotides long. The record is from the annotation of a GenBank genome assembly. NCBI's taxonomy places the organism in Eukaryota, Viridiplantae, Streptophyta, Magnoliopsida, Aquifoliales, Aquifoliaceae.